Messenger RNA from Olea europaea var. sylvestris, 1614 nucleotides. Its product is annotated as protein LAZ1-like. Lineage: Eukaryota; Viridiplantae; Streptophyta; Magnoliopsida; Lamiales; Oleaceae. Gene Ontology annotation, molecular function: transporter activity. The transcript is spliced from 7 exons. Gene Ontology annotation, biological process: transport. Bases 189 to 1274 code for a protein of 361 amino acids. The record is from RefSeq and is a predicted model, not a curated record.
AGAGGGGGCCAAACUGGAAUAAAUAAAUAUAUUCAAAUUUCAAAACAGUCUGAUAAUUCGAUCGUCCAAUUCAAACCCCUCUGAUUCAACCUCUGGAUAGAAGUUCAUUGUAUGAGCUUUGAUAAAUUAAAAAUCAAUAUAGCCCGAAUAACCUAGAAAAACCCAUAUCAAAUUCCAGAGUUGAAUUGAUGCUGCAGAAUAUCAUAAAUUCUGAUUAUUUGAAUUGGAUCGGUAGCUCAUAUUCGCCUCCCUCAUGGGCAGCUCUAAUCGCUGGAUUUUUCGUGAUCCUUACUUUGACCCUCUCUGUGUAUCUGCUAUUCGAGCAUCUCUCCGCCUACAAAAACCCCGAGGAGCAAAAAUUUUUGAUUGGUGUGGUAUUGAUGGUGCCGUGUUAUGCUGUUGAAUCAUUUGUAUCAUUGGUAAACCCAGCAAUUAGUGUUGAUAUUGAGAUCCUGCGUGAUUGCUAUGAAUCCUUUGCCAUGUAUUGCUUCGGGAGAUAUCUCGUUGCAUGUUUAGGUGGAGAAGAAAGGACAAUCGCAUUUAUGAAGAGGGAAGGACGCAUAAGUGCGAAAAUGCCCCUAUUAGAUCAUGGGUCUGAAAGGGGAAUUGUAAAGCACCCCUUUCCCAUGAAUCUUAUUUUAAAGCCUUGGAAAAUGGGUCAAUGGGUUUACCAAGUUAUCAAGUUUGGUAUUGUUCAAUAUAUGAUUAUAAAAGCAGUUACUGCUAUUUUGGCAGUGAUUCUUGAAGUUUUUGGUGUAUAUUGUGAAGGAGACUUCAAAUGGAAUUGUGGGUAUUGUGUUGAUGUCUUGUGGUUUCAUGUGGGUGAACUUUCUCCGAUGCAAAAUAACUCCCUCAUUGACUUCUGCAUAGCGCCUGGGCAUAUGAUUGACUCUGCAGAUCAGUUAUUUGUGACGUGGAUUGUAAAUGAUUUGAAGUUUACGGUCACUCAAGCGGUAGAACCUGUGGAGAAAGGAAUCAAUAAGUUCAAUCAGAAAUUGCAUAAGAUUUCUCAGAACAUAAAGAGGCAUGACAAGGGGAGGAGAACAAAGGAUGACAGUUGCAUAGCUACGACUUCACCAACACGGAGAGUGAUCCGAGGAAUAGACGAUCCUCUCUUAAAUGGCAGUAUCAGCGACAGUGGCAGUUCAAGGAGAAAGAAGCAUCGUCGAAAAUCAGGGUAUACCAGUGCUGAAAGCGGUGGAGAGAGUAGCAGCGGUGAUCAGACCUUUGGUGGUUAUCAAAUUCAUGGCCGUAGGUGGGUUAUCAAAGAUUAGUUAUGGUAAAUGGUUUGGCUUCAUUACUUUACGUUUCAUUGUUAAGAAUUAAACCCACCAACGUGACACACCAGGCUGCAACUGUGCAUUUUCUGGCAUUUUAUGCCCCGAGAGAAGUUCUGUUUCUUGUCCUUUAUUAAAGGUGUAAGGGUAAUAUAUUCAAAGGGCCUGUAGAUUUUGGACUCCUGUCGUGUUAUUUUGCAGACAGCAGGCCUUGAUGAUUUUGUAUAGGGAUCCAUAUCGAUUUGGUCACAACUCAUUGUAUUAAGAUCUGUUUCCCUAAUACUAAAUCUCAAUUCGUGCCUUGGCUAUUUUGUGUAUUAAGCCUUUGCCCAGUGAA